AUGCACAGCCUGGCGAAGGGGACGAGCCGCGGCCACGUGGCGGUGUGGGUGGUGGAGGUGGUGCGAGACAAGGAGGUCAGCAAGGAUGUGCUGCUCACCGCUAUCGAGGACGCGCAUCAAUGCGCCUUCCGCGUCGCUUUCAACCUCGUUUCCGUCUUAACCGCCGUCCCGACGUCCACGGGUGGCGAGCUCCCGAUAUCGCAGGCGGACGCGCGGUCGUUGCAGCAGAUGGAGAACAACAUCUUUCAGAACAUCCUCGUGCCCUUCAAAACCUUCUCCGAGCGCAAGCAUAUCCCAGCAGCCAUGCAUGUGGAGAAGAAUGACAGGCGGGAGGAGGGGCUGGUGCACGUGGCGACCUCCUUCCAGGCAACCCGCCUCUACAUCGGCUCCAAGAAGAAGCUCUUUGGCAAGUCGUCCCACAUGCCUGACUACUGCAGUGGCCACCUACCAGACACCUGCACGCUCAUUGUGGUUCAGGGGGGGCGCAAGAUCAGAGAAGCGCCAGUGCCUGACUACUGCAGCGGCCACCUACCAGACACAUGCACGCUCAUUGUCGUGCAGGGGGGGCGCAAGAUCAGAGAAGCGCCAGUGCCUGACUACUGCAGCGGCCACCUACCAGACACAUGCACGCUCAUUGUCGUGCAGGGGGGGCGCAAGAUCAGAGAGGCGCCAGGCGCCGCCGGGCCCCCUCCCAACCUGCCCGCCCGCUCCGCCCGCCACAGCAACCCUCCUCUCCCCCAGCAGCAAGCCCAGCGCGCCGAGCUCUCACACACACUCCCCUCCCAUCCCUCGCACUCCUCACACCCCUCCCAGUACGGCCAAGCUCCUGGGCCCCAGUAUCCUUCCCCCCAGCAGACGCAGUGGGCUCAGGCUCAGCUGCCCCAGCAGCAAGCCCAGCGUGCCGAGCCCUCACACCCCUCCGGGCCCUCCCCAUAUGGCCAAGCUCCUGGCCCGCAGUAUCCUCUCCAGCAGCAGACGCAGUGGGCUCAGGCGCCCCAGCAAGCCCAGCACCCCUCCUCACAGAUCCACGCCCCGACUCCCCAGUACCCUCCCCAGCAGACGCAGCGUGCUCAGGCGCCCCUGCAAGCCUUCACAGGGCAGCAGGGUCAGCAGGGUCAGCAGGGUCAGCAGGGGCAGCAGGGUCAGCAGCAGGGGCAGCAGCAGGGUCAGGGAUUUCUGCCACGGGCUGGCAGUGGUAACGGGUCGGAUGGCACCCCUGCUGUUCAUGCCGACGCUGCUGCGGCUGCUGCUGCUGCUGCAGCAGGGGGCUCGUCGCAGGUGUCUAGCGCGCUCAGCUCGCCCACACAGAGCCCUCCUCUCUCCCCGCCCUCCCGCUCCGCCUAUACCAGUAUCUGUGACUCUGCUGCUGCUGCUGCUGCUGCUGUCUCCCCUGCUGGUGUUGUUUCUCCCUGGGGAAUGGGAGACGAUGUGAAUGGGUUAGGAGGGAUGGGUGGCAUGGGUGGUAUGCCUGGCGUUGGUGGCAUGAAUGCAAUGGGUGUCAUGAGUGGAUUGAGUGGCAUGGAUGGCAUGGGCGGCAUGGGCACCAUGAACGGCAUGGGCGGCAUGGGCGGCGGCAUGGGCAGCGGCAUGGGUGGCGGCAUGGGCGGCAUGGGCAGCAUGAACGGCAUGGGCGGCAUGGGUAGCAUGGGCGGAUUCGGUGGCGGCAUGGGUGGCAUGGGCGGCAUGGGCGGCAUGGGCGGCAUGGCUGGCAUGGCCGGCAUGGGCGGUAUGGCCGGCAUGGGCGGUAUGGGUGGCAUGGGCGGUAAUUUUCCAGCUUCUUCCUCUCUUGGUGCCCCUGCUCUCACCCACCUUUCCUCGAGCCCCGCUGACAGCCAUAGCCCUGGCUCUUCCUCCCUUCCCGGAUUCACCACAAACCCCACCACCAUGGGUACUAGUGCUGCUGCGGCAGGCGGUUUCCCGAACCAGGGGAUGCUUCCAGGCUCGGGAACAGACUCGGGGUCAGGUUCGGGAGGACCAGGCGGCCAUGGGGAGGGGGCGCAUUGGAAUGUGUACAGGCAGAUGCUAAGGGCGCAGCACACACAGCUGCAGCACAACCAGCAGCAGCAGCAGCAGCAGCAGCAGCACAACCAGCAGCAGCAGCAGCAGCAGCACAACCAGCAACAGCAACAGCAGCAGCAGCAGCAGCAGCAGCAGCAGCAGCAGCAGCAGCAGCAGCAGCAGCAGGCAGGAGGGAAGCAGGCAGGAAUGGUUUCUCCAGAAAGAGCAUUUCCUGCUGACACACGCGCCGGGAUUACCACUGGUGCUGCUGCCGCUGCUUCUGCGGCUGCUGCGGCUGCGGCUGCAGGGAUGGCAAGAGAUGGCAGUGUGGGCGGCAGCAGCACAGGCAGCACUGCGGAAUACCCUCUGUCAAGGGUGGACUCUGCACCCGGGCCUCCCCGCCAGCCGUCCCCCUUGGGCGGGCAGCCCUCUGCUCACGACAGCAGCAGCAAUAACAACCACGCGAACAGCCACACCAUCCCGCACGCCAGCUCUCAUGCCAGCAGUCUCUCAAGCGCAGCAACAGCAACGGGAGGAGCAGGAACGGGAGGAACAGCAGCAUCAGGAGCAGCAGCAGCAGCAGGAGCAGCAACGGCAGCAGCAGCAAGGGCAUUCCACGUGCCAGAUUGCGCCCCUGUGACGCGCACCAGCAGCGGCGGCAGCGUUGGCAGUCGAGGCAACCCCAGGGCGUAUGGUGCUCUCACUGCCUCCCGCCACCACCCCUCCACCCGCAUGGGCGCCCCUAUGCCCAUCCCAGGGAGGGUUGACACCCCCUCUGCUCCCCCUUCAGCAGCAGCCCCAGUGCCGGUCGCAGCCCCAUCCCCCUCUGCUGCUGCUGUUGCUAAGGUUGGCUUCUCAGUCCCCGGACCCGCCGACCCAGCAGCAGCAGCAGCGGCAGCGCACAUGCAAGCUCAAAUGGGCAUGGGUAUGAAUCCUUUUGGCUGGCCUUACAUGAACCCCUACAUGGGCAUGGGCAUGGGCAUGGGUGGUGGUAUGAUGGGAGGACGGGGGAUGCCUAUGGGGCAAACGGGUAUGAUGGGUGGGAUGAGUGGAAUGGGAGGGAUGGGUGGAAUGGGUGGGGGUUUCCCUAUGCUCGACUCUGCUACCUCUGCUUCCUCUACUUCUGCUGCCUCCUCUUCUGCUGCUGCCUCCUCUGCAGCAGCAGCAGCAGCAGCAGCAGGUGGGUAUGGCAUGCCAGGCAUGGGACACCCAGGCAUGGGAUAUCCCGGCAUGCCUCCUGGGUUCGGCUUUGGCGGAGCUCCCUUUGAUUUCACGGAGCUUCUAGCCGAACUGGCUCGGCUGCAAGAGCAGGCUCGGGCAGCCCAGCUUGCUGCCGAACGAGCCGACCAGCAGGCUCGGGAGGCUCGGGAGGAGGCUCGGAUGGCUCUGGAGAACGCCCGAGCCGAAUCCCAGCGGCGCUUAGAAGCCGAACUGGAAAAGGAAUUAGCUAAGCGUCAGGCGGAGGAGGAGGCAAAACGGGCAGCGGCGGCAAAAGAAGAGGCGGCCGAGGCUAAAAGGGCUGCGGCAGAGGCAGCAGCAUCAGCUGCGGCCACUCUGGUGAAAGCGCAGGAGGAAUAUGCGUUAGAACGGGGGGUGAAGAAGCAGCAGGAGUUCCGGCAGUACACUAUAGAGGAACUGGAGGCAGCUUGUAACGGAUUCAGUGAGGAGAAUCUGGUGGGGGAGGGCGGGUACGGGUCGGUGUAUAAGGGCAUGCUGGAACACUUCCCUGUGGCUGUGAAGGUGCUCAAGAACGCCCAGACCAACCAGGCUCUUAAAGAGUUCAAGAAAGAGGUGGAGGUGCAGAGGGGGCUGAGGCACCCCACCAUAGUGCUGCUGAUCGGGUGCUGCCACAACCCGCCCUGCCUCGUGUACGAGUACAUGCCUCAGGGCUCGCUCUACGACCGGUUGCUCUGUGACCGAGGGUCCCCCCCCCUGCCGUGGAACGUGCGGUUUGAGAUCUUUGAGAACAUGUGCAAGGCGCUCAUCCACCUGCACAACCGUGUGCCCGCCAUAGUCCACUUGGACCUGAAGCCAGCCAACGUGCUCCUGGACAACAACUUUGUCGCCAAGCUAGGAGAUGUCGGCCUGGCGCGCUUCUUAGUCGGCAUGGACAACGGCCGCUCCUUCAUGCAGCAGUCCAUGGCCGUCGGCACCUUCGGCUACGUCGACCCGCACUUCCUCCGCACCGGCCAGUUCUCGCGCGAGUCCGACGUGUAUUCCCUCGGCAUGGUCAUGCUCGACAUGCUGAUCGGCAUCAACGAGACGUCGGGGGAGCGGGGCAAGAGGGACAGGGAGUUGGAGGCGUUGGAGGAGUGUGAGGAGGGCGGGGAUAUGGAGGCGCUGGGUGAGCUGCUGGAUCCGUCGGCUGGGUGCUGGCCGCCACGUGUCGCGCUGCGGUUGGUGCAGCUGGUGCGGCAGAUGGCGCAUUACAAGAGGAAGGCUCGGCCGGACCUGAGCAAGCAGGUGAUGGUGGUGGUGGACGAGUUACGCCCCUACGUGGAUGCAGCAGUGGCGCUGGAGAGGGCGGACCGCAUGGAUGACUACCGGGACUUUGUUCCGAACGAGUUCAGAUGCCCAAUUACUAUGGGCAUCAUGGAGAAUCCAGUACUGGCAGCGGAUGGGCACACGUACGAGAGGGAGGCCAUAGAGCAGUGGCUGCGCGUGCACUCCACCUCGCCCAAGACUGGCCGGCGGUUGGAAAGCAAGGCGCUGACAGACAACAUUGCCGUGCGAUCCAUGAUUGCCGAGUGGCUGGAGCACCGGCUGCAACGGAGAGAGUCGCAUAAUCUUGAGAGCCUGAUGAGUGGCGAGCAAGCAGACGGUUACCAACCGGGCGGUUACGCCGAUUCACGUGACAUGCCUCUCCAUGGCGCAGGGGGCGUGCACAUGCAAGCAGGGCAGCCAGGGUACUAUGAAGGCGGGGGUGCUGCAUCAGGGGAUUAUAUCGGCAGUGAUGAUGUAGCCAGCGGUGGUUUUGCCGGUGGUGGGGAGCUUUAUAGAGAGACCAGGAACGGAGGAGGGGUGUAUGCUGGGGGGGAUUAUAUGGAGAGGUUGAGAGGGGGAUGUAGGGUGGUGGAGGAGGGGAGUGAGUGGGACGAGGAGGAGGAAGAGGAGGGUGAGGGUGGGAUGAUGCGUCCUGUAGUGGAGGGGUGUGGGGGAGGGCAUAUCCAACCUGAUGCAGCUUCAGAGGACGAGUCGGUUCAAGGAGAAUUGAGGCGGACGUAG
Closterium sp. Naga37s-1 is the source of this 5223-nucleotide messenger RNA. The record is from the annotation of a GenBank genome assembly. NCBI's taxonomy places the organism in Eukaryota, Viridiplantae, Streptophyta, Zygnematophyceae, Desmidiales, Closteriaceae.